This is a messenger RNA of Erpetoichthys calabaricus (reedfish), 3101 nucleotides long. RefSeq names its product guanine nucleotide binding protein (G protein), alpha z polypeptide (gene gnaz). The record is from RefSeq and is a predicted model, not a curated record. Gene Ontology annotation, molecular function: G protein-coupled receptor binding; GTPase activity; GTP binding. Bases 936 to 2003 code for a protein of 355 amino acids. Gene Ontology annotation, cellular component: heterotrimeric G-protein complex. Gene Ontology annotation, biological process: adenylate cyclase-modulating G protein-coupled receptor signaling pathway. Lineage: Eukaryota; Metazoa; Chordata; Cladistia; Polypteriformes; Polypteridae. The transcript has 3 exons.
CUGUGCUCUGAGUGGUCCUUCUUGCUGUGUGAAGUGAGCUGGUCGGCUAGGAAACAAGCGCAAGACCACCCAACCCCCCCUCCCCGCACCCUCUGUCUCUAUAGCUCUCUCUCUCUCUCUCCCUCUCCCCUCAUUCUCUCUGCCUCACAUUUCCAUGCUAUCCUCUUUGACUAUCAGAAAGAAUUGUGCAUUUUUCUGCCUUUUCGUUCCUGCUACAUCCGCAUCCUGCCCUGGUGACCCUGCAUCAUUUCAGGCAGCUCCAGUGCCCAAGGAAGGUAGAAGGAGGAGGAGGAGGAGGAGGAUGGAGCUGUGAAGAGGGAGGGGGCCAGCUGAACAGCACAGGGAAGUGGAGAUGACAUGGCAUACAGGUGCUGAUCGUGUGCAACAGGCUGCUGAAGUCUAGAGGGAGAAGACACAAUCAGAACGACUACUUGUUGCACCUAACACAGCCCAUCUCCACGGCAACAGGGAAAAUACAAUUAAAAACAGGGAGGCGAGCAGAAGCCAGCUGGAUAAGCGUGUGCACCUCACCUUUGGAACAGAGGACAUGAAGUAGCCAUGCAGAGGUGGAGGGAGAGGGAUUUUCUGUUUCCAGUGGAACAGCAGAGGAGAGGCAAAUCGUUCCAUUAACAGGAAUGUGCUACAGUUUGCCUGGUGGAUGUGAAAAUGCUAUGACAUCGGCCGAAAGAAGAAGCACUAACUGACAGCUCUGCAGUCUGGCAACCUUGUGCUAGGAGCAAGUUGGAAGGCCAUUGUGUGUGUCAGGAACAGGACAGCAGCAGUGCAUUGUAUAUGACUGGAAAGCAGCACCUGUCACCAAGGCUGUCCACUCACCUACAGCAGAGCUAAACGUGUCCCUGCUUCAUCAGCCUCCUUCACUGCACUCUCUCUCUCUCUCUCUCUCUCUCUUUCUCUAACUCUCUCUCAGGAGGAACAUGGGAUGUCGUCAAAGCUCGGAGGAAAAGGAGGCCGCUCGGCGUUCUCGCAGAAUCGACCGACACCUGCGCUCUGAGAGUCAGCGGCAACGCCGUGAGAUCAAGCUUCUUCUCCUUGGCACCAGCAAUUCAGGAAAAAGCACCAUAGUGAAGCAGAUGAAGAUAAUCCACAGUGGUGGCUUUAACUUGGAGGCCUGCAAAGAGUACAAGCCCUUGAUCAUCUACAAUGCCAUUGAUUCCCUGACAAGAAUCAUAAGAGCCCUGGCAACCCUCAAAAUUGAGUUUCACAACCCUGACAGAGCCUAUGACGCUGUCCAGCUGUUUGCACUGACUGGUCCUGCCGAGAGCAAAGGGGAGAUCACACCAGAGCUGCAGGGGGUCAUGAAGAGGCUCUGGGGUGACCCAGGUGUCCAAGAGUGCUUCUGUCGCUCCAAUGAAUAUCACUUGGAGGAUAAUGCUGCUUACUAUCUUAAUGACCUUGAUCGCAUUGCUGCGGUUGACUAUAUCCCCACCGUUGAAGACAUUCUCCGGUCCCGAGACAUGACAACUGGGAUCGUAGAAAACAAGUUUACCUUUAAAGAGCUGACAUUCAAAAUGGUAGAUGUGGGUGGACAGCGCUCCGAAAGAAAAAAAUGGAUUCACUGUUUUGAAGGGGUCACCGCAAUAAUAUUCUGUGUGGAGCUCAGCGGCUAUGACCUUAAGCUGUAUGAAGAUAAUCAAACGAGUCGAAUGGCAGAGAGCCUGCGGCUGUUUGACUCCAUCUGCAACAACAACUGGUUCAUCAAUACCUCUCUCAUUCUCUUCUUGAACAAGAAGGACUUACUGGCGGAAAAAAUUAAACGGAUUCCAUUGACGGUCUGCUUUCCUGAGUACAAGGGUCAGAACACUUAUGAGGAGGCGGCCGUCUACAUUCAAAGACAAUUUGAGGACCUAAAUCGCAACAAGGAGACCAAGGAGAUUUACUCCCACUUCACCUGUGCCACGGACACUAGCAACAUUCAGUUUGUGUUUGAUGCUGUCACUGAUGUUAUAAUCCAGAAUAACCUGAAGUACAUUGGGCUGUGCUAGAAUGACAAAUGCAGCUCCCUCCAAGAAAUAUCACGGGUUUUGUGUGCCAGUUUGCACAGACACCAGCCAACAAGUGCUACCACAUAUGCAAUGACCAGUGUAGAGGACAGCGGAAAUUAAACAAAAAAAAAAGGGAAACAGCUCUCAGACAUGUGGUGUGGCUAAAGAUUUGUGAGGCAAGAGGAUGCCUCAUAAAUGACCGCUGCUUCUCAAGCCUAACUACCAUUAAUGGAUGUCAAUCACAGUGAGAUUUCUAUGAAACUGCCAGAAUACAGCCAUUUUUAAAUUUUCAGUAAUUAAGAUAUUUUGUGCAGUGGACCAGAAUAUUACUUUUACUAUUAUUUUAAAAAAUGUUUUAUAUGUAAUAAUCCACACUUAGAGUGGCAGUAACUGCACAGCUGCAUAUGGGGAUAAAAGCUGUACUUGUAUAUAAACCCUGUGGUUUGUUUUUGUUUAUAUAUAUAUAUAUAUAUAUAUAUAUAUAUAUAUAUAUAUAUAUAUAUAUAUAUAUAUAUAAACAUAAAUUAAUAUAUAUAAUAUAUUAUAUAUAAUAUAUUAUAUAUAAAAUAUAUAUAAAACUGAGAUCAGAAAAAAGUGCAUGAACUUUUGAACAUUUUUAAUAUCCCCACUUCCCUAAAGGUGUGCAACAUCCUAAUACAGCAAGCGCCUUCUGCAACUGUGGUGUAAAUGUUUUGUGGAAAAAAAACAAAAAAACAAACUUUUAGACCAGGAAAGUUUUGGAGUGAGUGAUAAUAAAAAGAAGGAAAAGAAAAAGAAACCGUGUAUGGCAUGUAACAUUAUGGUUUUUCUGUUCAAAUAAUAGUUUAUCAACAGAAUGCCUCAGGUUUGAUGAGAGAAAAGACAAAGAUAUAAUUAUAUUUAUGAAAGGCAAAAAUCCUAUUUCUUUUAAAUUCCAAAUUUUAAAUGUUAUCUGAGUGGAAAUUGUGAUGGCUAUUAAGUAAUGUGUAAAUAAUAUAUUAGAUAAAAUGAAAACUAUAAAGCACACUCUUUAAGUGAACAGUUCCCCCUCACAAAUAUGAUUAAGGGCUUCAAAGUGUCCAUGUCAAGAAUAUUAAAAAAUAAAUCAAUUUAUGCGAA